Molecule: messenger RNA, 384 nt
Organism: Debaryomyces hansenii CBS767
Lineage: Eukaryota; Fungi; Ascomycota; Pichiomycetes; Serinales; Debaryomycetaceae
Exons: 1
Coding region: 1-384 (127 amino acids)
Cellular component (GO): cytosol
Source: RefSeq, a predicted model, not a curated record
AUGUCUGAUAUCACUGUCGAUGGAUUUAACGCCUCUCCUUUAUUCAAGGACUUAUCUGAAGCUUUACAAGAUGACAAGAUCAAGCAAAAGGCUAUUUCAGGGGUCAAGGCCACCUUAGUCUUAACUUUAAAGAACAAAGAAGGUAAGGAACAAUCCUGGUUAUUAGACCUUAAAAAAGAUGGUACUGUCAAGAAGGUGGAUUCUGUCCCAAAGAGUGAUGUUCAAUUAAUCUUGAAGGAUGCUGACUUCGUCAAAUUAGCUACUGGUAAGUCUAACGGUCAAAAAUUAUUCAUGAACGGUAAAUUGAAGAUCAAGGGUAACAUGAUGAAGGCCACCUCUUUAGAAGGUGUCUUUAAGGCUAUUGGUCCAAAGGCUAAGUUAUAA